GUUUCCAGACAUUUUUCAUUUUUCCUUCCUUUUUCUUUUCUUUUUGGAUUUUUUUCAACGAUGCUUUUUCCUAUUUUGCAAGUGGACAGAACGUAAUGUGCUGGCUAGCUAAGGUAGCUAGCUGAGCUAACUCGAAGACGCUCAUCCCCCACAAACACGAACGUUGGUUGUGUUUUUUAGAGUACACGACGCUUUGGAUGCAUUUUAGCUGCAGUUUUACCGUUUUUUGCACGUUUGUGUAGCGUUGUUUUUGUGGCGUUUAUUGUGAAGACUUUUCCUUGAUGAUGGGACUGAUUUGUUUUUGGCACGCUUCUCAGCCAGCCCACCAUGCUAACUAGUUAGCACUAGCUAACAGCGUCAGAGGCUCGUGGCUUUGUAGUCUCAGGAUCGUCCUGGUCCACAGUUGAUUUACAGAAUACCCCCAAGUGUUAGAUUUUUGCAGGUUUUGGUUUUUGAAAGGAGGAGGACUGGUCUAGUGCGAUGUAUUUUUGAGCUUUUUGUGUGGUUUUUGGCUAAUGUUAGCCAAGCCAUCCGGCUUUUUAACCGGGGCCAAGGCAGGGCCUGUGUUUCUCACUAAAGCCUCUUGGUGGCGCUGUCGGUAUCCAGGCGGGUGUGUUGUGAAUGAUUUUAGUAUAAAUCGCGAGGGGCGAAGGUGAAGGUCGAGACACCAGCCCAAACUGAUCCCAGCCCACAGUGUCAAACAUCAGACAGACGACAGCCCUGCACACAGACGCUAUGGAUCGUUCACCCAGCGCCUCCGCACUGAUGGCCGCCAGCAAUGUCACCAACAAGACCGACCCACGCUCCCUCAACUCCCGGGUCUUCAUCGGAAACCUCAACACCCUGCUGGUCACCAAGGCUGACGUGGAGGCCAUCUUCUCCAAAUAUGGAAAGAUCGUCGGCUGCUCCGUCCACAAGGGUUAUGCCUUUGUUCAGUACGCCAAUGAGAGGAAUGCCAGAGCUGCUGUCAAUGGGGAGGACGGGAGGAUGAUUGUAGGACAAGUACUUGACAUCAACCUGGCAGGAGAACCCAAACCACACAGGUCAAAAACCACCAAGCGCUCAGCUGGAGACAUGUACAGCAGCUCUUCCUUUGAGCUGGACUAUGACUUUCAGAGAGAUUAUUAUGACAGAAUGUACUCCUACCCGUCCCGUGUCCCUGCUCCUCCACCACCUUUGUCUCGCGCCGUGAUCCCGUCGAAGCGCCCUAGAGUCAGCCUGAGCGGGGGAAGCAGCCGGCGAACCAAGAGCAGCUUCUCCUCUUCCUCCAAGAGCAGCCAGAGGACUUCAUCCAGAACAAUGAAGGUCGAUGAGCUCCAAACCAUCAAGCGGGAGUUGACCCAGAUCAAGAGCAAAGUGGACGACCUGCUGGAGAGUCUGGAGCGCAUGGAGAAAGACCACAGCAAGAAGUCAGAAGUUAAGAGCGCAAAACCCGAGCCAGGAGAAGUGACUUCUCCUCCACACCCGAGCAAUAAGAAGGACGAUGAGCUCAAGAGAGAUCAGGAGAUGAACGACUCUGAGGAGGAUGAGGAGGAUGAAGGAGACCUGCUGGAGGAGGAAGAGGUGAAGAGCCAGCAGAGAGAGGACGAAGAGGACGAGGAGGAGGAAGGAGAGCAUGUGGAGGGCGACGACGAUGGCGACAGCGUCAACGGCGAGGAGGACUCCUAGAAAGGACCACAGAAGCGCAUGCAGCGUACACUCAGCUUCCUUUAGGAACUUGGACUCCUGUUUUAACACUCAUGUUGUAGAUACAAGAAGCAAACAUCCACACAGAAGCAUGGUGCACACACUCCGUUGUUCCAUUGUCCCUGAAGCAGAUUGUCUUUAUUUUUUCUUCGUUACUUUGGCCAGUUGUCCAGUUAUCGCUGUAAGAGGACGAACUAGCAGUAGGUUUGUGUUUUUAUGCGUCGUUACUGGUCUUCAGGAGAAGACACAACCAAGGACUGUAUUAUGUUCUCAGAGACGACAGCUCGACGGACAUGUCUUAUCGGGAGAAUUCAAGAUCGUUUUUAGGCUCGGUGUGUUUGUUUUCCUCAUCGGUGUGUUUGUUUGAUCUUGUGUGUCUGUAUGUUAAUGUCCGUUUUUUUAUACUCUAUUGGUUUCAGUUUAACUGUAAAGGAAUAAAUUGCAAUAAAAUAUUAAAAUGGA
This is a messenger RNA of Cheilinus undulatus (humphead wrasse), 2148 nucleotides long. It is a transcript of the gene hnrnpca, whose product is annotated as heterogeneous nuclear ribonucleoprotein C. The record is from RefSeq and is a predicted model, not a curated record. The transcript is spliced from 9 exons. NCBI's taxonomy places the organism in Eukaryota, Metazoa, Chordata, Actinopteri, Labriformes, Labridae. Gene Ontology annotation, cellular component: nucleus. Gene Ontology annotation, molecular function: RNA binding. Bases 736 to 1668 code for a protein of 310 amino acids.